This is a messenger RNA of Penaeus monodon (black tiger shrimp), 1161 nucleotides long. It is a transcript of the gene Pmm2, whose product is annotated as phosphomannomutase-like. The record is from RefSeq and is a predicted model, not a curated record. The coding region runs from base 107 to 850 and encodes 247 amino acids. Gene Ontology annotation, molecular function: phosphomannomutase activity. Lineage: Eukaryota; Metazoa; Arthropoda; Malacostraca; Decapoda; Penaeidae. The transcript is spliced from 8 exons. Gene Ontology annotation, biological process: GDP-mannose biosynthetic process; mannose metabolic process; protein N-linked glycosylation. Gene Ontology annotation, cellular component: cytosol.
ACGUGUUGAUGUGGCGGGGAGCGAGAAACAGCUGAUGCCGCGUCGUCUGUCAGGGAGCGAGACGCCUGCCCGCAGCUUCCUUCUUCUUUCUCUCUUUUGACGCGAAAUGGGGCGGAUUCCUGGGAUGAUUUGCCUCUUUGAUGUAGAUGGAACUCUGACGGCUUCAAGGAAGCUGAUCCUGAAGGAGAUGUCGGAGUUCAUGGAGAAGGUUCGAGGUAAAGUGACGUGCGGCCUGGUUGGGGGCUCGGACCUGAAGAAGAUUGCCGAGCAGAUGGGAGGCAUGGAAGAGGUCAUGAAAUACGACUACGUCUUUGCGGAGAAUGGCUUAGUUGCCUUUAAGGGAGGAGAGGAAAUUGGUCGAGAGUCGAUCCAGAACCACAUGGGUGAAGAGAAGCUCCAGGAAUUCAUCAACUUUUCCCUGCGCUACAUGUCUGACCUCAAGCUGCCAGUCAAGCGAGGAACUUUCAUCGAGUUCCGCAACGGACUGAUCAACGUGUGCCCGGUUGGCCGCAGCUGCUCACAGGCCGAGAGGGAUCAGUUUGGGGAGUACGACAAGGAGCACCACAUACGGAAGCAGUUUGUUCAGGCUUUGGAAAAGGAAUUUCCAAACUUGGGUCUUGUGUACUCUAUAGGUGGACAAAUCAGCUUUGAUGCAUUUCCCACAGGAUGGGAUAAGACAUACUGCUUGAGAUAUCUAGAGAAAGAUUAUAAAGAAAUUCACUUCUUCGGUGACAAGACGGACAAGGGUGGAAAUGACCAUGAGAUCUAUGAGGAUCCCAGGACUGUAGGCCACAAAGUCACCUCCCCUGAUGACACGAGAGAACAACUUACACAGCUGCUGAAGCUCUGAGGAUAGGGAGGUGUAUGUUGUAACGCAUGCAGGUGCUUUUCAGUGGUAUUGAGACAGCUAUUACAUCAUUGAUACCACGAACAGCUACUUUAAAUUAAGAACUGUGAUGGGUAGAUAUUGUAAGUUAUCAUUACAAUAAACUUAGUGGACUUUCCAGUAAAAUCAGGCUUUACCUAAUAUUUGCAUUGGUUGUUGACAUUUUAGAGAUUUUGAGUGAGUUUCGAUAGGUUUGUCAGACAUUAGCAAUUUUGCAGAUUUGCUCAUAAACAUUUUGAUGUACUUGAAUAUCAGUUGGCUAUUUAUAAGUGAUU